AUGUUUGGUUCUGGGAGAAGCCUUUUCUGUGCGUGUUCAAAACCUACAGAAAACUAUGAACGAAUGAAAGCACUGGUAACCGAACUCCAAGAGCAAGCAGAAAAAAUCAGAUUAGGAGGUGGAGAAAAAGCUCGUAAGCUUCACACAUCAAGAGGAAAGCUGUUGCCCAGAGAGAGAAUUGACAGGCUUAUUGAUCCAGGGUCUCCAUUCCUGGAGUUCUCCCAGUUUGCAGGUUACCAGUUGUAUGGUAAUGAAGAAGUACCGGCAGGAGGCAUUAUCACAGGCAUUGGACGAGUAUCUGGGGUGGAAUGCUUGAUUGUUGCUAAUGAUGCAACUGUCAAAGGUGGUACCUAUUAUCCCAUCACUGUGAAGAAACAUCUGCGUGCUCAAGAAAUAGCAAUGCAAAAUCAUCUCCCUUGCCUGUAUUUGGUUGAUUCAGGAGGAGCAAAUUUACCUCGACAAGCAGAAGUAUUUCCAGAUAGAGAUCAUUUUGGCCGUAUUUUCUAUAAUCAAGCAGUCAUGUCCUCACAAGGAAUUCCACAGAUAGCAGUAGUAAUGGGAUCUUGUACAGCAGGAGGAGCAUACGUACCUGCAAUGGCUGAUGAAAGUAUUAUUGUUGGCAAACAGGGAACAAUAUUCCUGGGAGGGCCACCACUGGUCAAAGCAGCAACAGGUGAAGAGGUAUCAGCAGAGGAUCUUGGAGGGGCAGAUCUUCACUGCAGAAAAUCCGGUGUAACAGAUCAUUAUGCAUUGGAUGACAGUCAUGCACUUCAUCUAGCAAGGAAAGCAGUAAGAAGUUUAAAUCUCCGAAAGAAAAUAGACGUGACUACAGAACCAUCAGAAGAGCCUUUANNNCCUGCUGAUGAGAUAUAUGGAAUAGUUGGCGACCAGCUGAAAAGAAACUUUGAUGUCAAGGAGCUCAUUGCUAGAAUUGUAGACGGAAGUAAAUUUGAUGAAUUCAAAGCCUUGUAUGGGGAUACUUUAAUUACAGGAUUCGCAAGAAUAUUUGGUUAUCCAGUAGGAAUUAUUGGAAACAAUGGAGUUCUUUUCUCAGAGUCAGCAAAAAAGGGUACACAUUUUAUCCAGUUGUGUUGCCAGAGAAAUAUUCCCAUUGUGUUUUUGCAGAAUAUUACAGGUUUCAUGGUUGGUAGAGAAUAUGAAGCUGGAGGAAUAGCAAAAGAUGGUGCCAAGAUGGUAACAGCUGUAGCUUGUGCCAGUGUACCUAAAAUAACAGUGAUUAUCGGUGGGUCUUACGGAGCUGGAAACUAUGGGAUGUGUGGAAGAGCAUAUAGUCCAAGAUUUCUUUAUGUGUGGCCAAAUGCUCGCAUAUCAGUGAUGGGAGGGGAACAAGCUGCAACUGUUCUAGCUACAAUAGCUAAGGACCAGAAAGCAAGGGAGGGAAAACAGUUAUCCGAGGCAGAUGAAGCAGCUUUGAAGGAGCCAAUCAUUAGGAGGUUCGAGGAGGAAGGAAACCCUUAUUAUUCCAGUGCAAGAUUAUGGGAUGAUGGAAUUAUUGAUCCAGCUGACACAAGACUAGUUUUGGGCCUCAGUCUCAGUGCAGCAUUAAAUGCACCUACAAAGAAGACAGAAUUUGGGAUUUUCAGGAUGUAAACUUCAAUGUACUCUCAGAAUUGCCUCUGUAUAUUUUAAUUGGGCUUGGAGAGCAAUCUCGCUACAGUGUCGAGGUGAUUAAAAAAUAAAGAUCUGUACAAUGCUAUU
Opisthocomus hoazin is the source of this 1719-nucleotide messenger RNA. The record is from RefSeq and is a predicted model, not a curated record. NCBI's taxonomy places the organism in Eukaryota, Metazoa, Chordata, Aves, Opisthocomiformes, Opisthocomidae.